AUGUCGUCACCACAGCUCCAAGUGGUUGAUGGCAUUGCAUUGAACCAGAUUUUCCUCGGCCUCAAACUGAGUAAUGAGGAGGAUCGAUCACGCAGUGCUAUAGAGUUACGGAACUUUCUCGCGUCCAUAGCCAGAGAUUUGACACCAGAACAAUUUAACAAGUACAACAAUGAAAUCAACAAGACAAUAUUUGAUUUCCUUCAAAGCAAGGAUACCGUACAAACCUUGGGUGGCAUUGCUGCUUUAAAUGCAUUGAUCGAUUUUGAUAGUGGGGUGGGAGAAGAGAAUGCUACAAAAACUGCUCGGUUUUCGAACUACUUGAGCUCCUUGAUUCUCUCCAAUGAUCUUACGAUUAUGAAACAAGCGACAAAGACACUAGGCAAGUUGGCCACGCCCAGAGGAACUUUAACAGGAGACUUUGUGGACUUCGAGGCCAAAAAGGCAAUCGAAUGGCUCCAGAGUGACAACCGGCAGCAUGAAAAUAGAAGACAUGCAGCAAUAUUAAUCAUUUCUGCAUUAGCAGAUAAUGCGCCGUUGCUUCUUCAAGGCUAUAUUACACAGAUUUUGGAGCACAUUUGGAUUCCAUUGAAGGACAACAAGCUCAUCAUUCGGACAGAUGCAGCCGAAACUCUCCAAAAGUGUAUGUCUAUUCUCUAUUCACGAGACGUUGAAUUAAGAAAGAAAUGGAUCAGAAUUUUGAUUGAUCUGGCAUCCAAAAUUCUUAAUGAGAGUGGCAUGAAACCAAACAACGGCGGCUCCUCUUCAAGUUAUAAUUUGAUUUACAGUGCAAAUGGCUAUUCAAGUGAAGCGAUCCACGGUGCCCUCUUGGUUUACCGAGAAUUGGUCAAAUAUUAUGAGGAUCCGUAUAUUAAGUACAUGUUCGAAACGAUGUACGAAAACAUCACCAUAUACAAGAAUCACAAGAUGUCUAUUAUCCGGAAAGAGCUCACAAACAUAUAUCCAUUGCUCUGUAAGGUGAACCCUGAUAUGUUUGUGGAGAAAUACUUGCAUAGAACGUUGUAUUACUAUUUGUCGCAGUUGAAAAAGUUCAAAAACCACUACAACGAGUCUGCCAAUGCUGACAAGAGUGCGGUGCUAAGAAGUAUUGGUCUCAUCGGUUUGGAAGUUGGCAACCAAAUGGCAACAUACUUGGACGCUAUUUUGGAUAACAUCAGAGAGGGACUUUCUUAUCCAGCCAACUCUGGCGUUCAGCUGAUUUUAGCCAAUGCCGUAUCCAAAGGUGAUACAUCAGGCGCAAAUCUUAGCGCCAUUUCUACCACCUCUCUGGGUUCAUCCAAGUACAGGGCAAUUCGGAAAGAUACAGAGCCAGCUAUAUUCGACUGCAUUGGAAAGCUAUCUAUUGCAGUAGGUCCAGCUUUGACAAAGCAUUUACAGCGAGAUAUAUUGGAUAUGAUGUUUAGCAAUUGUUCGUUGUCAAAGCCGAUGAGAGAUGUCUUGCAAACUCUAAUCACUAAUAUCCCAUCACUCACCCCAACCAUCAACAAAAAGCUACUCAAUUUAUUGAGUUUAGUCUUGUCAGGCGAAACAUUCCAGCCCCCUGGCUCUCCAUAUGGCCUGUUGAAAAUCAACGAAGCCGCAGCAAAAGAAUAUCGAUUAAUGAUGAUAUCUAGAGAUACGGGCCUUAGCAUCAGUAACAUCCUCAAUAACCCGGAAACUUAUCAAUCUUUAGAUGAAAGCAUAGCGGUUCAGGCAUUAAAAAUGUUUGCAUUUUUUGAAUUCGAAAAUUAUCAACUAAAUGAGUUUGUUAGGUAUUGCAUCAUUGCAUAUUUGGAUUCUCCAAGUCCUAAAGUGCGCCAAACAGCAACUUCUACGUCAUGCAAAAUAUUUGUCAAGGACCCUAUUUGCCAUCAAACAAGUGUUAAUGCAUUGAAUGCUGUGAACGAAGUUGUUGAAAAAUUAUUAUCCAUUUCUAUCACUGAUCCAAUAGCAGAAAUCAGACUCGAAGGUUUGAAAUGCCUCGACCAAGCUGGAGAAUUUGACCCGCAACUUUCGCAAGCAGAGUACGUGAAGCAACUUUUUGUUGCGCUUAACGAUGAGGUGUUUGCGAUUAGGAAAGUAGCGAUAAAGAUAUUAGGACGAUUAUCUAACAUUAACCCCGCUUAUAUCGUCCCUUCGCUUCGAAAAACUUUGAUACAAUUGUUAUCACGUCUAGAGUAUGCCAAUACUAGCAGAAAGAAGGAAGAAGCUGCUAUCAUCCUUUCUCUUUUGAUUUCGAAUUCGACUGAAUUAGCUCGUCCUUACACAAAGCCUAUUAUUGAAGCAUUGAUCCCUAGAAUCAAGGACUCAAGUUCUUCUGUUUCUGCCAGUGCAAUCAGCUGUCUUGGGGAGACAGCUGUUGUAGCUGGCGAGGAUAUCAAACCCUUCCUCGGGGAAUUAAUGCCGUUGAUCUUGGGAACUUUUCAGGACCAAAGUUCAUCAUACAAAAGGGACGCAGCCUUAAAGGCUUUAGGUAGAAUUGCCAGUUCCUCUGGAUACGUGAUCCAACCUUUGCUAGACUAUCCACAACUUUUGGGUAUGCUAGUAGGCAUAUUGAAGCUGGAAACUUCGCCUAAAAUUCGACGGGAGACUGUUCGAUUGUUAGGUAUUUUGGGUGCAUUGGACCCAUAUAAGCAUCGGGAGGUUGAACAAACUUCCCAAAAGAUCCCGGUGGAGCAGAAUGCGCCUCCAGUGGAUAUUGCUCUUUUGAUGCAAGGAAUGUCUCCUUCUUGUGAAGAAUAUUACCCUACUGUUGCCAUUAAUAAUUUGAUGAAGAUUUUAAAAGACCCCUCUUUGAGUGCUCAUCACAACAAAGUGAUUCAGGCAGUUAUGUAUAUCUUUCAAACCCUUGGAUUGAGAUGUGUCUCGUUUCUUCCUCAAAUUAUACCAGGAAUCAUAAAUGUUAUGCACAACUGUCAACCAAGUAUGUUGAAGUUCUACUUGCAACAACUAGGGGCAUUGAUUUUGAUUGUUAAGCAACACACUCGUCCUUUCUUACCUGAAAUAUUUGCAGUGAUCAAAGAGUUCUUCGUUUCCCCUGUGCAACCUAACGUCAGAGUCAUUCUUAUUCAUUUGAUAGAAUCCAUUUCGAAGGCGUUAGAAGGCGAGUUCAAAAUGUAUUUACCUGAGGUAUUACCAUUGAUGCUCAAUUUGAUUGAGGAAGAUAAGUCGCAUGAUCGGGAACCGUCUAUUCAUGUCUUACGAAGCUUCGUUGUCUUUGGUAGUAACAUUGAAGAGUAUGUCCAUGUUGUCGUCCCAACUAUAGUGAAGAUGUUUGAAAUUGGUCCACCUAUUUUGAAGAAAACUGCAAUUGAAACAAUAGGCAAGUUGUCAAGAACUUUAGAUCUAAAUGACAUGUCUUCGAGGAUUAUUCAUCCAUUGCUACGGGUAAUUAGCCAAGGCAACGAAGAUUUAUCUUCUGCUGCUAUGAACACUAUAUGUUGUUUGGCAUUGAGCCUAGCAGAUGAUUUCAUUGUUUUCAUUCCGGUGAUUAAGAAAACUUUGAUUGCACUGAAGACUCAUUCAGCCAUGUUUGACCAGAUUGUGACGAAAAUGCUCAACGGUGAUCCAUUGCCAACUCACCUAAAUUUGUACAAAGACUACGAUUCACAUAUGUCUCACUUUGAUGUUCCAGAUGUUGAUACACCGUUCAAAAAAUUGCCUGUUAACCAAGCAGCAUUAAAAGCGGCAUGGGAUUCAUCACAGAGGAACAAUACGAAAGAGGAUUGGCAAGAAUGGAUAGCACGUUUGAGUAAAGAACUCUUGAAACAAAGUCCAUCUCAUGCAAUAAGAGCUUGCGCAGGUCUAGCUUCAGAUUACCAUCCUCUUGCAAAAGACUUAUUCAAUUCGAGUUUUGCCUCUUGUUGGAGCGAACUUUAUUCUCACAUCAGGAGGAAUUGA
Molecule: messenger RNA, 3897 nt
Organism: Clavispora lusitaniae ATCC 42720
Lineage: Eukaryota; Fungi; Ascomycota; Pichiomycetes; Serinales; Metschnikowiaceae
Gene: TOR1
Product: phosphatidylinositol kinase-related protein kinase
Biological process (GO): protein phosphorylation; TOR signaling; negative regulation of macroautophagy
Cellular component (GO): nucleus; TORC2 complex; TORC1 complex
Molecular function (GO): protein-containing complex binding; protein serine/threonine kinase activity; protein binding
Source: RefSeq, a predicted model, not a curated record